Messenger RNA from Anopheles stephensi (Asian malaria mosquito), 916 nucleotides. Its product is annotated as transmembrane protein 222. Bases 151 to 711 code for a protein of 186 amino acids. The transcript is spliced from 2 exons. The record is from RefSeq and is a predicted model, not a curated record. NCBI's taxonomy places the organism in Eukaryota, Metazoa, Arthropoda, Insecta, Diptera, Culicidae.
CGAUAAACCGUUUUCGAUGAAACGUCAAAGCAGUCAACCAAAAUCAUAACAAAACAAUUUUUUGUUCAACAAAAAAUUUCAUUUUUAUAUUCUUUACAAGAAAGUUUUAUUUCUUCAAUAGAAAGUGUAUACCAGUGAGCGUAUUGUAACAUGUCCCUGCAUAGCGAUACAUCCGAAGAUUUAUCGCGCAACUCUACCGAGAUGGGACUGCCCCCGAUCAACUUUGUCGACGACAAAUAUCCUUACUGCAUCGUCUGGACACCGAUUCCGGUGCUGACCUGGUUUUUUCCGUUCAUCGGCCACAUGGGUAUCGCCAUGUCGAACGGCGUGAUACGCGACUUUGCCGGACCGUACUUCGUGUCGGAGGACAAUAUGGGCUUCGGGCGGCCCACGCGUUACUUGCGCCUGCAUCCGGCACACGCGUUCGGAGGUUCCCAGAACUGGGACGAAUCGGUAGUCAAGGCGUCGGCUACGUACGGCGCACGGAUGCACAACCUGUUCUGCGACAAUUGCCACUCGCACGUAGGAAUGGCACUGGCGCUGAUGCGGUACAAAGAGUACAGCAACUGGAACAUGGUAGUGCUGGCGUUUUGGAUGUUUUUCAGAGGCAAGUACGUCGGUGUGCGGGGAUUCAUCAAAACCUGGCUACCGUUUCUUAUUAUACUGACUAUCUGCGCACUGGUUGCAAUGUACUCUAAGUGGACUAUCUAGUAAGGCAAAUGGCUAGGAGCAGGAGAAAGUCGAUCGAUGACCCGCAGAGCAUUACAUUUCAUUCCUUGGGAUCGUUGCGUUCGACCGGCAGGAGGCUGACAACUUAUUCAUUAGACAUUAGGAUGUACUGGAUGUAUGUGUAAAGCAAAUGAAUAUACGACACCUGCACAAACCGGUGCAGGACAUCAGUAAUUUAUUAACAAAA